AUGAGCAGCGCAGGAGACGUCGCGGUGCCCGGCCAGCGCCUUGCGGCGGCGGACGGCAAGCUCAAGGCCGGCAGCGGCGCCUACGUCCGUGACGGGGCCAUCUACGCGUCGAUCUGCGGCAAGUGGCGCAUCUCGCAGGACGUCGUGGAAGUCUCGCGCGCCGGCAAGACGGUGGCGUCGGCGCAGGUGCUGAGACUCGGCGACGUUGUCAUCUGCCGCGUGGCCAAGAUCAUGUCGCGGCAGGUGAUGGUGGACAUCCUGUGCGUGGGUGAGACCGUGCUGAAGGAGGCCUUCCCGGGCACCAUCAGGCUGGAGGACGUGCGGAACCACGACAUCGACAAGCUCGUGAUGGAGGAGGUCUUCUCGCCUGGCAUGCUCGUCAAGGCGGCCGUGCUGUCAUUCGGCGACACUCGCUCCUACUUCCUGUCCACAGCGAAGCCCGGCUUGGGGGUCGUGCGUCCACCAACAAAGCAGGACAGCCAGACGACCGACAUGGAAACCGACUAG
This is a messenger RNA of Phytophthora sojae, 507 nucleotides long. RefSeq lists its product as hypothetical. Lineage: Eukaryota; Oomycota; Peronosporomycetes; Peronosporales; Peronosporaceae. Gene Ontology annotation, biological process: RNA processing. The coding region runs from base 1 to 507 and encodes 168 amino acids. Gene Ontology annotation, cellular component: cytoplasm; nuclear exosome (RNase complex). Gene Ontology annotation, molecular function: RNA binding. The transcript has a single exon. The record is from RefSeq and is a predicted model, not a curated record.